Molecule: messenger RNA, 5943 nt
Organism: Lytechinus pictus (painted urchin)
Lineage: Eukaryota; Metazoa; Echinodermata; Echinoidea; Temnopleuroida; Toxopneustidae
Product: anoctamin-8-like
Exons: 15
Coding region: 236-2677 (813 amino acids)
Source: RefSeq, a predicted model, not a curated record
GAUUCCAUGUAAGUUCACAACUUCGAAUGAGAGAAGAGACAAUUUUCUCUACCACUAUUUUUUUAUCUCUAGGACACCAUACCUUUGCACCAUACCGUAUAGUACACGGCCGUACGCUGAUUUCAUUUUUCUAUUUUUGUACUGCGCGAGAAUGUGCAGACAAUUGUUUUCAAAGACAAAAACUCUUUUCAUUUGUUAUUAACGGAUCUCAAAUGCUAAUCAUAAGCUGACCAGAAUGUUGAAGGCCCAAGCUAAAGAUGCAGUGCAACAUGCCAAGCAGUUUGGAGAGAACUUUGCACGUACUAACAAGUACAUGCAUGCCAACAAGCUGUGGCUUCAAACUGUUCCAACCGAUGACUGUGAGGUGGUCGUAAUCUUCCCUACAAAGACUGAUGAUGCUGUAAUCAUGUGGGUCUUAGCUAAGCUGAAGGAAAGACUACCGGAGCUUAAAGUAGCCGUCAGACAUCACUCCCAUACUGGAACAUGUGGACUUUAUCUCUCGGCAUCUUCCGAGUGUUUAUUGAGCGGAGCAGAGAAUCUAAGCUUUCGCAAGCCACUUAAGGCAGAGUAUGGAGGGGGUCUGAAAGAGUUUACCUGUCUGGAGUCUAGCAUGUAUGAAGGAGCUAACGAUGCACAUCAUUUCCUGUCAUCUCAGGAACGACAAGAAAUCAUUCAUUACAUGCUGGAAAGUCUGAAGGCGGUGGAGGGUGAUAAGGUUCAAAAUGUGAAAUUCCUGGAUAAUGAACCAAUAGUGCCAAAGCUUCUAGCUAAAGGGGUCGUUUCUAAGGUCUUCCCUCUCCAUAAACGAGACGAUCUGCAAGUUCUCAAGAAAACAUGGGUUCAGGCUUUCUUCAAGGCGCAACCUUUGGAUGCGGUAUGUGACUACUUUGGAGUGAAGAUUGCCAUAUAUUUUGCUUGGUUAGGGUUCUACACCCAAGCCCUUCUAUUUCCUGCUAUGGUUGGCCUGCUUGUAACAAUCUUCGUUGAUGAUAGCGAUCAGGUGAAUGAGGACAAGAGUGUUAUGUUUGUCUCAGUGUGUAACAUCAUCUGGGCUUCUCUUGUCCUAGAGGUCUGGAAGAGAAAGGGAUCUGUUCUAGCUUACCACUGGGGAACUUUAGACUCGAAACAUGAGCUCAUUGAAGAGCCUCGUCCUCAGUAUAAGGGUGACUUAGUUGUGAACAGUGUAUCUGGCAAGCUCCAGCCCCACUAUCCCGCCUGGAAGCGGAAUAUCUUCAGAUACCUUGUAACGCUUCCAAUCAUAUUCCUCUGUUGCCUCAUCACGUUUACCUCAAUGUACAUCAUCCUAGAAAUUCAGGAGUGGGUUAAUUCCCAUAUUGAGCAAAACAAUUGUUAUGGGUGGGUGGGUUACUUUCCAAAGAUCAUUCUUACUGGUGUGAUCAGUGUCAGUGACAUUGCGUUUAAAAGAGUGGCUUACUGGCUGAACAGGAUGGAAAACUAUCGCCUUCGGAGCACGCACGAAAAUCAGCUCAUACUCAAACUGGUUACGGUGCAGUUUAUAAAUCAUUUCCUUGCACUCUUCUACAUUGCCUUCAUUCUCAAAGACAUGACAAGACUCAGAAAUUAUUUGGGAACCAUAUUCAUCCUUCGCCAGCUGACAGGUAACUUCAAAGAGUCAGUUUUGCCUUACAUCACCGAGAAGCUCAAAGUCUACCGAAUGACGUAUGUUACUGCAAGCAAAGUCCAUACUGAUACGAAUACAAGAAAACAACAAGACAUGACAGAAGGAACCAAGAAACAGGGAGACAUUACGGAGGAAACAAAAGGACAGGGAGAUAGAAGUAUGGGACAAGAAGAUAUUUCUGAUGAAACAAAAAAACCAUCUGGGUCAAUUUUGGAUGGGAGUGAGACGCAAGCAGAUGUAUUGGAAUCAAAAGCUAAAGGAGAUGCUUCAGAAAGUGAAUCUGGCGGCUCCAAUGAAGAGAUGUUUAUGAUCACCCAGGCUGAACUUGAGUCUGAGAUGCGUUCAUAUGAGGAUACUUUUGAUGAUUACCUGGAGAUGGUGAUCCAGUUUGGUUACGUCAUCCUCUUUUCAUCAGCCUUUCCUUUGGCCGGGACGUUUGCAGUCAUCAACAACAUCAUUGAGAUCCGAAGUGAUGCCUUCAAGCUCUGCUCCAUCACACACAGGCCGUUUGGACAGAGAGUUGAGAACAUAGGAUCAUGGCAGCAAGCAUUGGAAGUAAUGGCUGUUAUUGGUGUGAUCGUGAACUGUGCCUUGUUGGGUGUCUUUGGUCAAAUUGGACGUACCUUCCCAAGCCUAACGCCAGCUGGAGUCAUUCUCUGCAUUGUAGUUAUGGAACAUAUCAUUUUAGCUGCAAAGCAUGCUAUCUCAUUGGGCAUUCCUGAUGUACCGCACUGGGUUUCCAUCAAGAUGGCAAAACUGGAAUACAGGAGACGUGAAGCCCUAAAGAAACAGGAAGUGGAUGCCCUGCAGUGUGCCAAGAGGACACCAUCACCAAAGGAAGGUGAGGAGAAGAAGGGUGAUCUUAAGCUGAAGAUACCACAUCAAGGGAAGGUGUGGCCGUCCAGUAUGAAGGAAGCAGCUACGAAUUUCAAAUUCUAUCAAAACAACAAAGCAGUGUCCACCGAUGAUUCCAAUACAACAAGCGAUGCACAGGAGUAUCAUGAGAAGCCUAGUCAGGAGAAGAAAGUUGACUAAAGUGGAGUUGUUUCAAUCAUAGAGCUAUUUGUAAGUUAUGAAUGAUAUUAUGAAUGACUGAUGCCACUUUCUUAGAAACUGAUCACCUAUAAAAAUCUGGUGUAGACCAUCUACACCUACAUGUAUGAAUAUAUAGUAGGAUCUGUAGCAAUACCUAUGAAAAUUUGAUAAAGGCCCCUUUUAGGAACUAAAUCAAUACCUGUGAAAAUCUGUUGUAGACCAUUUCUUAGGAUCUAAAUCAACACCUGUAAAAAUCUGGUGUAGACCUUUCCUGGGAACGAAAUAAACACCUAUGACAAUCUAAUAUAGACCCUUUCUUUGGAACUAAAUUUACUCCUAUGAAAAUCUAGUGUAUAUCAUUUACCAAAAGAAAGGGUCACAAGUCGUUCGUAAAGUCGCAGGUAACUUACAAACUACUUUAUUAAGCACCCAACAGGAUUCAUUUCAAGGUGCAUGUAUUUAUGGAAACAACAAAUCAAUAUUCACUGACGACUUCACUCGUCACAAGAGAUAUCCAGGGGAGCAUUUGAUCAAAAUAAUUGGCCAACACGUUGUUGGAUCUGAAAAUUUUCCUUGAUUUUCAUCGGCUGAGAAGCAGUGUUACUAUGCGAAAUAUCAAAUAAAACACAUUUUAUUGGAUAAAACGUCUGAUAUGUCCUUUCAUAAAAUUCCCCACUUGGCUCCAUAAACCAAAAAUAGCAAUUCAAUCACAAAAUUUACAUCGGCCAAUCAAAAACAUUGUUGCAUGGGCACUCUGUUUUUAUGACUUACCUGUAUCCAUUAUUGUGUCAAACAUUCAAUUACCCACAAACUAUUGUGUUACGACCCUGGAUUAUUAGAAGAAAUUUAAACUUAAGUGGUUCAGAAUUCAUUUCAAUGUCUUAGCAGCGAUAGCCAUUGAAAAUAAGUACACGACCUUGACCAUAAUGUGUCAUGCCUUUAAAUGAUAACUUACGGUAAGCUGCUUUUGUAGAAAGUAAAGAUAAAGUAAAAUAUAGAUGGUAGUGCAUGCUGCUAACGCACAAACUUGUGACAUCUUUAAGACAACUUGAUUAGAGAGUACAUAUUAGAAGUCUUCUUCUUCCAAUUUGCAGGUUUCCUCUCUAUGUCUUAGAUGGCACCAUUCCCAAAACAUUGCCAAUCUGACAAGAAUUUGGAUUCUACGAUUGUAGGGAUUUGUGCAAUUUUUUUCUUCUACAGGGUACAUACGCAGGAUCGUAUGCGUCUUAGCGGAAGUGAGAAUACAAAGUGACCAGCCACCCUGAAACAACAAUAAGUCACCAGGGAGGUUCUAUGUAAAUAGCCCUCCCCCCAAAUGAAAAUAAAAUCCAUAUUUUAUUGUUCGAAAUGAAAUCUGAAAGAGAAAAACUACGAAAAUUAAUGUUUUCCCAAUUGAUCAUGGGCCCGGCAGCCACUGUACAGCACCAGAUUGAUGUAGCUCUAUCCCUCUAUCCCUUGAAUUGUUGAAUGCCAAACAGAGUAGCAGCAAAUCCCAUCUUUUAAUGUCUUUUGGUCUGACGCGGCAGGGGUCGGAACUUCGGAUCUCCCGGUUGUGAGUCUACCAAUUGAGCCAACACAUUGGUGCUUUGGUAAAAUUUUGAAAUUGGCUUGUCUGAAAGAAUAAUUUUUCUUCUUCAUACUGUCAAAAUUUGAAGUUGUAAAGUGAAAGAAAGGACGAGAUACAAGAGUUUUAUUUACACCACUUUUUUAUUUCAACUUGAAGUUUUUAUACUGAGAUUGCACAGUGUGCCCAUGUAAAUCAUGCUUGAGUGAACCCAAAUCUUCAAACCUUGUUUUUUUUUCUUAUUCUGUGAAACUCUUACUGAAUCUCUUCUACAUGCAAUCAAGUACUUGAAUGUCUUUUUUUUUAUUGAUCAAUUUUUGACAAAUUUUAUAUCAUUUAAAAACUUAGGAUGUGUUUUUCAAGCUCAAAUAAAAAAAAUCUCAAAUCCAUUUUGGGUGACUUAUUGUUGGUUUGGUGGUGACAUGUCACAAAUGUUACUUUGUGAACCUUGACCCACAGGUCACCAUUUUUUACUUGAUCUCCAUCACAUUUCAUUCUUUUUAUCUGCUUGUUUUUUUUUCAAUCUGUAUAUAUUGUUGAUUUUUAUCCAAGUGGGACUAAAAACACUUAAAAAAUAAUAACAGUAUAAUCAUAAUAGUCUUGGAAACAAUUUAUCAUGAUGACCAUAAUGAAAUGGUUAUUUAGUGGUGAAUUAAUAUUUUACUAGCCUUUUAUUUUUUAAUUUUAGUGCAUGUACAUUGUAUUAAUAGUAUACAAAUUUUGAUUACCAUGUGGCAGUCGUGUUUAAAGUGUAAUUGCACUUUGUUGCUGAACUACAGAUUGUGCGACAUUUGCUCUUACAACAAUUCCUCCUCCACUUUGACAUGAGGAUUGGGGUUGUGAUAUAAGUUUUUAGUUCAGAAUCAUAUGAGGAUUAGGAUGAUGAUGAAGGUCAUGUUUCAAACUCGGGUUUAACGAUGAUAAUAAUAGGCAUUUAUAUAGCGCCAUCUAUCUAGAAAUAAUCUAUUCCGAGGCGCAGUGUUUAUUAUUAUUACCCCGGCUUUAGCUCGAACUGCCUAUCAGCCCUCAGUGCAUUCAAGGAAUUAAUCCUGCCGGGUACCCAUUCACCUCACCUGGGUAGAGUGCAGCACAACUUGGAAAAAUUUCUUGCUGAAGGAAAUUACGCCAUGGCUGGGAUUCGAACCAUGACCCUCUGUUUCAAGGUCAGAUGACUAAUCCACUGUACCACGACGCUCCACAUUUUAUUGAGGCCUAUGUGUGUGCUUUUUUCAGUUGGAGCAAUUGGCGCAGGAGCAAAUGAUAUGGGACCAAACUACAUGUACAAACAUUCAUUGUUGUUAUAAAUACUGUGUCAUCCAUGUUGCUAAAUCAGGGUCUUGAAUACUGGGGACAAACACCCCACCGGAAGGUUGUUUCACAAAGAGUGAAGUAUGACUUCUAUCGACAUAGGGGGUGUUGCAAGCAAAUAUUUGCGAUCAAUUGCAAAUGUUCUGUUCCAAUUUUACAAAAUGUUAACUACAGCUAAUCAGAUUACACUCCUUGUUUCAAGAAGCAGAUUUCAAUUCAGUUCAAUUCAAGUUUAUUUUUCUCUCUGCAUAAAAUGAACAUAUGAUAAAAUACAUGAGGAUUUAAAGUAUACAUAUCAUCAAAGACAUAAAAAUUUACAAGAAAAAAGCGUUGAUGAGGGAAGCAGCCAGGAAGGAGAAAAUUUCCUUAAAAUGCUGCCAACCCAAAUAACUUU